AUGCGCGACCAGCGUCGGCAACUUCCGCAAGCGAUUGAGGAAGAAGUGAUCGAUCGAGCAAACGCCACUCCGUACGGUCUCUCGGCUUGUGUCUUCUCAGCGCUCAGCGAUGAACUCCACAACACGGCUAGUCAGCUGAGAGUAGGCACUGUUUGGUGCAAUACCUGGCUUACACGUGACCUAAACAUGCCUUUUGGUGGCACAAAGCAAUCGGGAAUGGGCCGCGAAGGAGCGACUGAUUCUUUUCAUUUCUUUACGGAACAAAAAACGAUUUGUAUUGCGCCUCAA
This is a messenger RNA of Mesorhabditis belari, 288 nucleotides long. Lineage: Eukaryota; Metazoa; Nematoda; Chromadorea; Rhabditida; Rhabditidae. The record is from the annotation of a GenBank genome assembly.